Molecule: messenger RNA, 1613 nt
Organism: Melanaphis sacchari
Lineage: Eukaryota; Metazoa; Arthropoda; Insecta; Hemiptera; Aphididae
Gene: pio
Exons: 9
Coding region: 302-1492 (396 amino acids)
Source: RefSeq, a predicted model, not a curated record
CCACCCACCCACCUGCCGAGUACCGCGUUCGUAGUUCGUACGGGUCAGAACCAGUCAUAGCGGAUUGCGCAACGCCGGAACCUUUCACUGACGACGACACGACGACGACGUUCCGCCGCCUCACGAAUAACAAAAAAAUCCUGUGUUUCGUCGCGGACCCGCUUUGUCCGCUGCAGUUGUCGCCGUUCGUCAUCGUCGCCGUCGUUGUCGUCGUCGUGUCGUAACAGCGUCGUUCGUCGGAUUCCGCCAUUUUCCCGUCUGGCGGACACCGUUGACGGUCACUGCCAACCCCGAUUAUACCAUGGCUAAUAAAUGCAUUCUUUUGUGUGCAUUAGCAUUAUGCUGUGUUCGUGCUGAUCACCUGAUGUCUAAUGAUGCUUUAUCAGAUCUAAAUGAUAUGUCUAAAGAUAUUACUAUAGAAUGUAACAAUAAAGAAAUAAGUGUAACUAUUGAUACAAAGUCAAAAUCAUUCACCGGAAUAAUUUACCCUAAGGGCUUAUCCAAAAAUUCAAGUUGUAUGGCUGAAUUCAAUUAUGAAAAAAGUCCUGUGGUUUAUAAACUUCCGUUAAGAUCAUGUAAUACAAUGAGUACAUAUCUAAAUGAUGGUUUAGUAGAAUACUUCAAUACAAUAGUUUUGCAACCUCAUAGAAAAUUGGUGACAAAUCAGGGUAAAGGCUUUCAUAUUCGUUGUAAAUAUCAAACAAAUGAUCAGCUGUUAACUAAUGUGUUAAAUAUGAGCACAACUGAUGAAGGAGCAAUGAUUGAAACUGCCAAGAUGCCAACGUGUACAAUGAAAAUUUUCUCUGGGAAAACUGUAAAGCAAGAUGUAGCGGAAAAUGUGAAAAUUGGAGAUCCCUUGACAAUGGUUAUUUCAAUUAACAGUGAAGACACUUUUGGAUUGUUUAUUACAGAUUGUUUAGUUCGUGAUGGUUUGGGUUGGGGUGAUCAGCGUCUUAUUGAUAAAUCUGGAUGUUCAAUUGAAGAUGAUAUAAUGGGACAAUUUCAAUAUAGUGCUAACAAAACUACAGCAGUGGUGAACUUUCAAGCUCAUAAGUUUCCAUAUACUACCUCUGUUUAUUAUCAAUGUCAUGUUCAUUUGUGUUUAAAAGCAAAUGGAGGUUGUGCAAAUACGCCACCAAAUUGUAGCAAUAGAAAACGUUUUCGACGUGAAGAUCAAACAACUGAGGAUGAAAGUCCUGCUACAAUAGAAGUAUAUAGUGGCCUUUAUGUAAAUGAAGGAGUUGAUUCAGGUAAUCCAGAACAGAUGGAUCAAGUAGCACGAGAAAAGAUUUUGGAUGAUCCUUACAAUAUUUGUAUUUCUCAGCGAAAUUUUGCUAUAAGUAUUGCAAUAGCUGGACUUAUCCUCAUGCUUUUAACAGUAAUAACAGCUUUGAUAUUGUUGAUGAGAAGACACAAAAAAUCUGUUUCCUCCAGUGGAAGUUCUGUCUACAGCGGCCCAUACACAAAUACAGCAUUUAGUCAUACUAGUUAAAUAUCAUCAAUUAAGAAUCUGUGGUGCUCUUUUUAUUAACAUGUAACAAAAUUUAUUUUUAUUUUACAUCUAAAAUAAUGGAUAUUCAUAAUAUUUAAGAAAUAUCAAAGGUAUUGAGAUU